Papaver somniferum (opium poppy) is the source of this 873-nucleotide messenger RNA. RefSeq lists its product as uncharacterized. Lineage: Eukaryota; Viridiplantae; Streptophyta; Magnoliopsida; Ranunculales; Papaveraceae. The transcript is spliced from 2 exons. The record is from RefSeq and is a predicted model, not a curated record. The coding region runs from base 1 to 873 and encodes 290 amino acids.
AUGAAAAAACUAUUUCUAGAUAAGUAUUUUCCUGCUUCUAAGGAAGCCUCUGUCCGCAAGGAGAUUAGUAGCAUCUUACAAAUUACGGGGGAGUCUCUUUAUGAAUAUUGGGAGAGAUACAAAAGAUUGCUGGCAAGCUUCCCACAUCACAACAUAUCACCAACGCUCAUAAUUCAGUACUUCUAUGAAGGAUUGCUUCUAGAUCAACGAAAUUUGAUUGAUGCAGCUGCUGGUGGUUCACUUACUAAGAAGACGAUUUCACAUGCAACAAGUUUGAUUGAAAGCAUGGCUUCUAAUGCACAAAAUUUUUAUACAAGGCAUGAUUCAAAUGUCAGGAGAGUGAGCGAGAUUGGAGAUUCAAAUACAGAGCAUCGAUUGAGUACUAUUGAAAAGGCAAUUCAUCGUAUAACCUCUGUAGUUGCUCCACCAUACAAAGAGGAUGCCGAGGUAAAUUAUAUAUUUCCUAAUCAGAGGCCAAGUUAUGCUAACAAACAAGCAGCAACUCCUAAUCCAUAUGUGAGACAAGGUGAUUUUCAACAACAACAACCUCAGAAUGAGGAAUCCAAGUUUGAAGCACUCAUCUCCAUAAUCCAACAGGGUCAACUAGAAACCAAUCAAUUCAUACAGAAAGCCGAACAAAAUCAGCUAAAAACUGAUAAUGCUAUUAGAGAUUUACAUACUCAGAUGGGACAAUUGGAUACAAACGUGAAUCAAUUGAAGGUAAACGCGUCUAAAACACUCAUAUCUCAACCGUUCGUGAACCAAAGAGAACACGUCAAUGCAGUAACCUUAAGAAGUGGAAGGAAAGUAGCAGGUUCUAAUCUGGAUAGGGGGAAGUACGCAUACCUAGUGAUGAUAUUGAUAAGGAAGUAG